CACAGCUGUCGGACGUGUGCGUUCCAUUUUAAUAAAAUAAAUUACGUACGUUCUUAGUUAACAGUCAAUGCGUGGAUUGAAUCGCGAGUGUACAGUGACGAUUAAAUAAUAAUAAAUGACGAAUUUGUGAUACGUGAUGAAACUUUUUGUUUAAUUUCCCAAGGAUGUUUAUCACUUUCGUAAUUAUCAGCUUGCUUGUAAAAGAAUCAAUGCUACUAAGAAUAGUAAGGGUAGCAGUACCAUCAUACAAAGUAAGGGGCCAGCCGGCUCAGUUGGAUUGUGACUAUGAGUUAGGGGAUGAUAUACUUUAUUCUGUAAAAUGGUAUCGAGAUAACGAAGAAUUCUAUCGCUACAUGCCUAAGUUCGACCCUCCAAAGCACGCGUAUAAAUUAGACGGAAUAAAAGUCGAUUUACUUAAAUCUGAUGACCGGAGAGUUAUAUUACAUCCAGUGACAUUAAAAUCAAGCGGUCAAUAUCGCUGUGAAGUGUCUGCAGAAGCGCCCAGCUUUGCCUCAGCCGCCGGUGAAGGGAGAAUGGAAGUAAUUUAUUUGCCCCGGGAAGGGCCGAGAAUAACCGGCAACCAACAAGAGAACAGAAGAGGUGACUCGAUGUUCCUAAACUGCACGUCGGGUCGCUCCUACCCCGCGGCAAUACUCAGUUGGGAUAUCGACGGUGAAAAGGUGACAGACCCAGCACUGCUAGUUGAGUACCCCCAUAUUCAACACCAGCACGGGUUGGUGUCAACCGCGCUGGGCCUGCGCGUGCCAACAGGCCGCACGAUGCAGGUGCGCUGCACCGCGCGAGUGGCGCCCUCGUGGCGGGAGGGGAGUGAAGCUGUUGUUGGCAACAGCCAACUCGCUGAUAGCAAAGAAGCCAUGUUGUUAGUGAAAAGUUCAAGCGGAGGGUGUACACUAAACGUAAUGUUGUUAACACUUUCUUUUAUUCAACUUCUUAGUUCUUUAAUGCAAUUAGAAACGUGAUAAAUUAUCCCUUAUCUUUUAACAGAACCUUUAGAAACGAUCACAAUUGUUAAUAGUUUCGACUGAAAAAGUUGCGUAGUAAACCUGUUUAAGUCGUGCAGUUUUAUUUCUUGCGUAUUCUUAAGUAAGAUAAAAGAGAAUUUAAAAAAUGUAAAAAUGUUGUAAUUAGUAGUAAUGUUAAGAACAA
Papilio polytes (common Mormon) is the source of this 1167-nucleotide messenger RNA. RefSeq lists its product as uncharacterized. The transcript is spliced from 6 exons. NCBI's taxonomy places the organism in Eukaryota, Metazoa, Arthropoda, Insecta, Lepidoptera, Papilionidae. The coding region runs from base 165 to 980 and encodes 271 amino acids. The record is from RefSeq and is a predicted model, not a curated record.